Molecule: messenger RNA, 2887 nt
Organism: Cuscuta campestris
Lineage: Eukaryota; Viridiplantae; Streptophyta; Magnoliopsida; Solanales; Convolvulaceae
Source: the annotation of a GenBank genome assembly
AAAAGCUCGGUGCAGGACACGAGAUCGGAUUAGCCCCGCACUCCGAUCUCUCAUCAAGCUCAUCAGAUCCGAAAUUCUCCAAGCUCCAUCAUGUGAGAUUUUCGUUUCUCUUCCUUGAUCCAAAAAAAACUUUUGUUUCCAAAUCCCAAUCGCCGCUAUAAUGCUUCAUGAUUGAAUGGCUUAAUCCCCCAUUUGGAUUUAUCUUUUUGCUCUCUUUUCGGCAUUGGCGCCGGUUUAUCCAUGAGAAGAUGUAAAAUUGAAGUCACAGAGGUCAUGCCGAUGAUCGAUUAAACUUGUUUGGUAUGCACUUAGAUGGAGAUCAGUGAAGGAUUUGAAUGGGAAGAAAUACUUUUAUUUAUUUCUCUGUACAAGUGCAAGCAUUGCUUUUCAGAUAGUUCAUCUUAAUUGCUGUAUUGUUGUGGAUAGAAAUAAUGUCCCUGAAUUCUAACUUAAACCCAAGUAGCGUUGGAAAACACAUUUCGCUCACAAGGAGUAUUGGAAUAUUAUGAGUGUUGUUGCUUCAUGCUACUAGACUUUAUCAGAGUCAUCGUGUGGAAACUAUUAUUCACUUUUGUUUCAUUUCAAGUUCAAAUUUUCAUUUCUUUUAUAGCAGUUGUAUUUCUAACACUAUGUUUGGUUCAAGGAAUUAGGAAGAACAAGAAAAGAAAAUGGUUUUCUCUCAUUUUCCUCACCAAAAUGGGAAGAAUUUUAUUUUCUAUACCCUUAGUUCAUUUUGCCUCCUUAUUUUCUUUUCCUCUCCAACCAAACCAAAAAAAUUGUUUUCCAUCUCAUUAUGUUUUCUCUUCCCCUUCAAAUUGCUUGAACCAAACAUAGUGUAGAUGGUGUGCAUAUAGUUGAUCUUUACAUGGCAAUAUUAUGUAACUGUAUAUAGAUUUAAACUACUGUCUGUACAUUUUAUACGAAUCUUGUGCAAGUAUAAAAUAUGGCAUAAUAUCUACACAUUUUUUUCUUUGGGGCCACAACAACCUAGGUAAAGUUUUUUCCUCGAUUUUCAUUUGAGUUGCUUUCUUAAAGACUCCAUUUUGUUUCCCUGAAUUGGGCACUCUACUCUGUAAGACUGUACUCAUGGCCUUAAUGGUCCAACCCUUCUCCAGAUCCUACACAUGAAGGAGCUCUUGAACUUGGCUUCCCUUUAAGCAAAAUCAUCCAAUCUUCAGGUAUUUGAUCUUAAAACAUUGGCAUGGUUUACAAUAAAAUCAACCACAGAUGUUCUUCCAGCUCUAUCUGGCCAUUCUAUGAUUAGCUGGGAUCACAAAUUGCUGAUUCUUGCUGGCCACUCAAGAAGUGUUUCUGAUACUGUUAUAGUUAGGGUGAUUGAUCUGGAAUCACACAACUGUUCUAUUAUGGAGACCUAUGGAACACCACCAGUAGCUCGUGGUGGGCAAUCUGUGACACUCUUUGGUUCUAAGCUAAUAAUGUUUGGUGGUGAAGAUAGGAACCGGCGGUUAUUGAAUGAUAUUCAUGUUCUUGAUCUUGAGACAAAGACAUGGAGUUAUGUGGAGACCACGCAGACACCCCCGUCUCCCAGAUUUGAUCACACGGCUGCACUACAUGCAGAUCACUACCUUCUAAUUUUUGGCGGGUGUUCUCAUUCAGUUUUUUUCAAUGAUCUGCAUGUUCUGGACUUGGAAACGAUGGAAUGGUCUUGCCCCCAACUUCAGGGCGAUAUUAUUGGCUCACGAGCUGGUCAUGCUGGGGUCAUCAUAGACGAGAACUGGUACAUAGUUGGUGGUGGAGAUAACAAAAGUGGUGUGCCAGAAACUCUUGUUUUGAAUAUGUCUAAGCUUGUCGUGUCAGUGUUGACAAGUGUCAAGGGGAGAGAUCCACUUGCUAGUGAGGGACUAACUGUAUCCUCAGCAUUACUAGAUGGCGAGAAUUUUUUGGUUGCAUUUGGCGGCUAUAACGGAAAAUACAACAAUGAGGUAUUUGUUAUGAGGCCUAAACCAAGAGAUUCAUUGCUUCCCAAGAUACUUAUGUCACCAGCAGCUGCAGCUGCUGCAGCUUCCGUCACUGCGGCUUAUGCCUUGACUAGACCUGAAAAAUUGGACUUAACUGCAAGCGAAGAUUCAAAUUUUAAGGAAUUCAGGAAUGGUACCUCCCAAAAGGAUUUAUCUUAUGAGAUUGGUGUGAUUAGAGAAGAGAAAAAGGAAUUGGAAUCAUCUCUUGCUGAAGUUACAGCAGAGAACUCUGCUCUCAAGGCAAAGGUUGAUGAAGUUAACAUCACUUAUGCGGACUUAUCCAAGGAAUUUCAUUCAGUUCAGAGUCAGCUGACAUCCGAGCGAUCAAGAUGUGCAAAAUUGGAGGCACAAAUAACAGAGCUACGCAAGAUGCUUGAGUCAAUGCAAUUGGUAGAGGAAGAGGUUGAAGAACUGAGGAGGCAGAAGUAUGAAAUGGAACGCGAUAUGGAACUCGGAGUUUCCCAGGGCCAGAAGUCAGGUGGUGUUUGGAAGUGGAUUGCCGGUUAGGUUUUGAAAUGCACCUUGGGUAAUAGCAUCAUCCUUCGUGCAGUAGUUCAAUGGUUUUGUGAAUCUAUAUUAUAUUUUAGUGUCUACCAUGAGAAAAAUGUGUCCCAGAUUUUUCUUCCGAAGGUUAUACAGCAGUUUAGAGUUUCUUAAUUCUUUGACUUUGUUUUCUCUUGUGUUCUCUUUCAAGUGUUCUUAAUACCAAGAAGUACCAACAACAUUUUCAAUUGUAAUACAUAUAUUCAUUUGUAACAUGUUUUUUUGUGGGUUUCACAACCUUGGAUUGCUUCAUUGCUUGCCUCUUAUGUAUUACAAGUAUCAUGAAAAAAUUGUUGCUAUGACUACAAUGUUGGGUUGUAAAUGAACCGAAUUGAAUUGAGUAUUAAUGAAUAUUAUUCGUAUUU